AUGCUUUUGUAUGAAUCGGAUAAAUUACUGUCACUAUUUGGAGAACCAGGAGUUGGAGGCACCGAUUGUAAACAGGUUGUUGUAUUGGUAGGAAUAGAGGCUGUAUUGGUAGAAGAGCAGGUUGUAUUGGUAGAAGAGCGGGUUGUAUCAGUAGAUAUAUUGGUAGAAGAAGAUAAGUUGGGCGAAGUGUUAUUGAUAAAAUUUUCAGAAGAAAUAUCAAAUCAAGACAUUUCAGCUGACGAAUUGGAUGAUAAUAUUUGGGAGCUUCCAGAAUACAGUCCUUCAGAAUAUGACUCCAAUGAUUCUAUAAUUUUGAAGGACGAAGACAUAUUAGCAUUAUCUCAUUCCGAUAUAGAAAUAGACCCUUCUUUGGCAAAUGUGUCUCCUUUUGCAGAAUGUGAUUUUGAAGAUUAUGAGAGUGCUUCGUUAGAAGAUGAUUUUGAUGACUUGCAAAAUCCACCAACUAUUAAAUGGCCCAAUGAAGCUUAUUAUAAGUUUAUAGAGAUAGUUAAUAAGCACCAACUAUCUAAUUCGGCUGUAGAAGCCAAUAUGCUAGCAAAUGUUUACCAACCAUUGUCUUCAAGAAGACCAUGUUAUUCCUGCUUAGUGUCAAAUAAUAAUUUGAAUAAUAUAAGCUUAGCUUAUAUCUCACCUAGAACUCCAAUUAAUAUGAAACAAGUGAUAGAUAGUGGUGAAGAGCAGUACUAUUCGAUACAUCCUGAAAGAAAUGCAUUUUGGGAGAUAAG
Messenger RNA from Ambispora leptoticha, 746 nucleotides. The record is from the annotation of a GenBank genome assembly. NCBI's taxonomy places the organism in Eukaryota, Fungi, Glomeromycota, Glomeromycetes, Archaeosporales, Ambisporaceae.